CGCAGCAGUAGCACUCGGCCUCGAGAGCGACCCGUAGAGACAGACGACGUGCAGCUGGGAGCCCCGCACGGAGAGCCUCGUCAGGCAGCUCGUUCACGGCGCCCAGGAUGAAGUUUCAGUACAAAGAGGAGCAUCCGUUCGAGAAGAGGCGGUCAGAGGGAGAGAAGAUCCGAAAGAAGUACCCGGACCGGGUCCCGGUGAUCGUAGAGAAAGCUCCGAAAGCCCGGAUAGGAGAUCUGGACAAGAAGAAGUACCUGGUGCCCUCGGACCUCACAGUGGGCCAGUUUUACUUCCUCAUCCGAAAACGCAUCCACCUCCGAGCUGAAGACGCCCUCUUCUUCUUUGUGAACAAUGUCAUUCCGCCGACCUCCGCCACCAUGGGCCUCCUUUACCAGGAACACCACGAAGAGGACUUCUUCCUGUACAUUGCCUACAGUGAUGAGAGUGUAUACGGAGGAUGCCAAAGGGACGCAUGAAACCCCUCUGUCCCCCCCCCCCCCCCCCCCCAAUCCCCCACCAUCUGUUGAGAGAUGAGCCCAGCUCAGCAGCCUAGAGUUCUCUCGCUAAAGAGACACUCCUUUGCCCCGUUCUGCUCUUUGUCUGUGUUCUUAAAGUUUGAAUUUUACUGUCUUACUCUUUUGUAAGAAAGCUUUUGCCAUUGAUGAGUUUGACGUCCUCAUUGGCGUUCGAUGACCAAGGCAGAGAAGUAUCACCGGUAAGGCUGUAAUUAAAGAGCUAGUUUAGGUGGCGCUGUUUUGAAGAAGUGAAUUCCCUGUAGCCCUCUGUCAGGUGCAUUGGUAAGUUUCAGCAGCUUUAUUCUUAAUUUAGCACGCAAGUGUUAAAAAAAAAAAUUCAGACGGGAUGAAGAGCUUCCUUUGUGUUUCCACUUUAAGUAGUGCUAUUAUUAUUGUUAUGGUUACUGUACCUAAUUUUUAGGUUGCUUGGUUGUAACGCAUUGUGCCGUUUUUCUUUUUAUUAUUUUAAACCAUGACUGUAUGCAGCAGGAUUAUUGGCUCCAAGUGCAACCAUAUAAACUUGCCAAAAUUA
This is a messenger RNA of Scleropages formosus (Asian bonytongue), 1047 nucleotides long. It is a transcript of the gene gabarapb, whose product is annotated as GABA(A) receptor-associated protein b. NCBI's taxonomy places the organism in Eukaryota, Metazoa, Chordata, Actinopteri, Osteoglossiformes, Osteoglossidae. The record is from RefSeq and is a predicted model, not a curated record. The coding region runs from base 108 to 476 and encodes 122 amino acids. The transcript is spliced from 4 exons.